Messenger RNA from Trichosporon asahii var. asahii CBS 2479, 2658 nucleotides. RefSeq lists its product as uncharacterized. Gene Ontology annotation, biological process: DNA-templated transcription; regulation of DNA-templated transcription. NCBI's taxonomy places the organism in Eukaryota, Fungi, Basidiomycota, Tremellomycetes, Trichosporonales, Trichosporonaceae. The record is from RefSeq and is a predicted model, not a curated record. Gene Ontology annotation, cellular component: nucleus. The coding region runs from base 1 to 2658 and encodes 885 amino acids. Gene Ontology annotation, molecular function: transcription cis-regulatory region binding; DNA-binding transcription factor activity, RNA polymerase II-specific; zinc ion binding. The transcript is spliced from 9 exons.
AUGAAUCAUCCAUACGCGGGUGCGUACACCAACAUGGCCCAGUCGUUCUCGGGCCUCACGAGCGGUGGCUUCAACGGCGCCGCGGCCCCCCAGUCGGUGCCCGACAACAAGCGGCCUCGAGUAUCGCCCGGGGACAAGGACAUGAGCGACGACGACGAUGACGACGACGACGAUGCCAGCGACGACGAAGCUUCCGCCAAGGCUGCGCUUGCAGCUGCUGCAGCCAAGCCCAACCGCAAGAUCGUGAAGGGGCCGGAUGGCAAGCCCAAGGUCAAGCUCACGCGUGGCUCGCGGGCGUGUAUUGCGUGUCGCAAGAUCAAGAUGCGAUGCAUUCCCGAUGAGUCUAGCGGUCCCAACGGUCCAUGCAAGCGAUGCAAGUCUGGCGGCCACGAGUGUAUCUUUGAGGAGUCCAACCGCGGCAAGAGAAGCACUCGCAAGAACGAGGCCCUUGCGGCAAAGAUCGCCAAAAUGGAGGCGGCUCUGAAGGGCAUCGGAGGAGCACUCAACACUCUGGACCCAAACUCGCUGAGCACGUUCUCGUCUGCGCUUCAUUCCACGACGUCGGACCCCGAAGUUCUUCAGCUGAUCACGGCCAACGCGUCGCCGGCGGCAGGCUCUGCGCCGUCCCUGAAUCGAUCGUUUUCCUUCCAGUACGCCAAUAGCGAUUCCCGUGGCGGCGAGGACACCACCGUCGCGCACCAACCGCCUCUUUCGCCCCGAUUGCAUUCCCUUCCGGACAACGUCCUUUCACCGCUGGGUCUCCUGGCCGAGGCGAGUCUGCAGAACACCGAUCAUGCGAAGAAGCAGCUUUCGCGCAACAACAACAAUGCGCCUCACAGGCCAUCCCCGCUGAGUCUGACCGCGGCGCUGAAUGCCGUCCGCAACGGCACCAACCAGCGGACCUUGCUCAGCGACGUGCGCGGCAGCGGAGAAGAUGGCGUCGGUGUCGCAUCCUCCAACUACUUCAAGGCCGGAGUGUCUGCCUUCCCGAGCACGCAGGACGAGCGUCUGCCAGAGCUGCUGUCGUUUGUAUCGCGUGAGGAGAUCGAUGAGCUUUUCGAGCACUUCUUCAACAACAUGGCGACGCAUGUGCCGCUUCUGCUGAAGGACUUCCACACUCCCGACCUCGUCUUGCAGCGGAGUCAGUUCCUGUGUACAGUCAUCUGCGCCAUCGCUGCACGAUACUACACGAAACGUCCCGAGCUGCACGCCGAGCUGUCCGUGUACGCCAAGCGUCUAGCUUUCGAGGUCCCCUCGCGAGGCUACAAGAGUGUGGAAGUCUGCCAAGCCUACCUCUUGUUCGAGCAGGACCGAACAUGGCUCAUGCUGGGUAUGGCCAUCCGCAUGGCGACCGACCUCAAUCUGCACCGCAAAUCCAUGAUGUCCAAUCUCGACACGACCGAGGGCCGCGAGCGCGACAUGGAGAUCCUCAACCGAGAGCGCUGCUGGCUGAUGUGCUUUGUUCUCGACCGCUCGGUGUCUGCCCAGAUGGGCAAGCCGUACACUCUGCGCGAGGACUACAUCAUCCGCAAUGCCUACUCACCACUUUGGCACAGCCAGCGGUUCUCGUCUCCGACGGAUCGGCCGCUGGCCGCCUACGUCGCCUUGCAGCAGAUCAUGAGCCGAGCAAUCGACACGAUCUACUCUUCGACGACAACGCCAUCGGACAUGCUCAUUGUGCGAUCGGCUCAUGAGGAGCUUCGGCGAUGGUUAUCCGUCUGGAGCGAGGGCUCCAACGUGAUCAUCGAGUACAAGUCCCGAGCGCAGUUCUACUUCAACUACUCGUCGCUUGUGCUCUACUCGUUCGGCCUUGAGAACGCCCUCGAGCGGUCCAAGAUGGACAUUUCCUACUUCCUGACGAAUGUGUACGAGGCGGCUUCUCGCGUCUGUGCGGUGGUCAAGGACAUGUUCCACCCCAAGGGCUACCUCCCGUAUCUUCCCGACACAAACUUUGUCAUGUGCAGCUACGCGCUGCUCUCGCUCCUGAAGCUGCUCAAGCCCGAGCUGCGGCCGUACCACGACCUGGAGGAGACCAUCUUCCGCACCGUGACAGAGGUGGCGGACAUUCUGGAGGAGUGCGCCGUGGACCCGUCACAUCAGCCUGCGAUCUACGCCGCGUUCAUCCGCGAGAUCGUCCGCCGGACGCGGGACCAGAAGCACGGGCGGACGUCGACGCAUCCGUCGCGCGCCGUGUCGCGCGCCGGCUCCCCCGCACCCAACGGCGGCACGGAGCACGUCUUCGACCCGAGCCUGCUCAGCGAGGGCCCGUGGCCGAACAGCGACCUGCUGCACAACGAGACCCAGUUUGCCUUCAUCCCGCAGGGCGGCGACAUGAUGAUCAUGCCGUCGGCCGCCGGUCCCUCGGAGUCGGUGCAGAACAGCCCGUCGGCGGCGCUGAACGCGUUCCAGACAUCGGGCACGCCGCAGGCGCCCAACGGGUGGGCAGAGUACCUCCCCACCUUCAUGACGGCGGACGCGUUCGAUGGCUGGGACGGCUCGAUGCUCUUACCCGGCUUUGGACGGGGGCAGAUGACGCUCGCGGGCGGGCUGCUGCACUCCCAGUUCGGGUCUGGCAUCAUCACGCCGCUGGGGCGCAGUCCGGCCGCGUCGCGCGCCGCCAGCCGGGCCGCGAGCCGCGCCCAGACGCCAACAAAAUAG